This is a messenger RNA of Vitis riparia (riverbank grape), 1205 nucleotides long. RefSeq lists its product as uncharacterized. The record is from RefSeq and is a predicted model, not a curated record. Lineage: Eukaryota; Viridiplantae; Streptophyta; Magnoliopsida; Vitales; Vitaceae. The transcript has 5 exons. The coding region runs from base 28 to 945 and encodes 305 amino acids.
CCCACACAGUAGCCGAAGCCAUAGAGAAUGGAGAGAGCAACACCGGUAAGAAAGCCUCACUCUUCCACUGCCGAUCUGCUUACGUGGUCGGAAGUUCCUCCGGCAGAUUCUCCGGCCACCGGCUCCGCCUCCCGUUCCGGUGCUCGUUCCCACCAGCCCUCCGAUGGAAUGAGUAAGGUGCUCCAUGGAGUUCAGGUCAGUGACGAAGAAGUUGAGAAUCUUUUGAGAAGGAAGCCUUGCUCAGGGUAUAAACUAAAGGAGAUGACUGGCAGUGGUAUAUUUGUUGAUGAUGCUGAAGAUGGUACAUCAGAGUCUGGCAGCGCUAAUCCUAUUAACAAAACAGGAGUGCGUAUUUAUCAGCAAGCGUUGAAUGGGAUGAGCCAGAUAUCAUUCAGUGCUGAGGAGAGCAUUUCUCCCAAGAAGCCUACCUCUCUCCCUGAGGUAGCAAAGCAGAGGGAGUUAAGUGGGACACUAGCAAGUGAGUCGGACCCAAGGAUUAAGAAGCAAAUAUCAAAUGCAAAGUGCAAAGAGCUCAGUGGACAUGACAUUUUUUCUGGUCCUCCAGAAAUACUGCCUCGAUCAUUAGCGGCUGCACGCUCCUUAGAAUCAAAGGAGAGCAAAGACAUGGGGGAACCCGCACCACGAAAUGUACGCACAUCUGUCAAAGUUUCUAAUCCUGCUGGAGGCCAGAGUAAUAUCCUGUUUGGUGAAGAACCUGUGGUCAAGACAGCCAAGAAAAUACACGACCAGAAGUUUGCAGAACUUACUGGUAAUGAUAUCUUCAAGGGAGAUGUUCCUCCAGGGUCUGCUGAAAGGCCACUGAGCAUGGCCAAGCUGAAAGAAAUGAGUGGAAGUGACAUCUUUGCUGAUGGGAAGGCAGAAUCCAGAGACUUCCUGGGUGCCCGGAAGCCCCCUGGUGGUGAGAGCAGCAUUGCAUUGAUCUAACUCAUAACGUCUCAAGUCUUAACUGUUAUUUUUACUUUAUAUGGUCAUUACAUGUCCGGUUUCCUUGUAUCCAGUGUUGGGUCUCUAUGUUAUUGGACUUCUGAAUAUGAGGUGUGUCAAACAUACAAUGCCAAGGCUUUAAGCAUUUAGAUCAAACUGAAGGAUGGUUGGCUAAUUGAGUUAUUUCUGUAGUUUUAUGUUCCACUAGAAUGCUUUAUCCGUAAUAGCAUAUUUAAAAGUAAGCCAGAGUGUUUUUUUAA